UCGGACCUUCUAAUUAAGGAAAGAGAAAGACACCUGAUUAAUCUGUUGAGCAGCGAACUCAUUCAGAACUUCGAUUACACUGUCCUGAUUUGUACAACAUUCGUCCACAACGAGACGUAUGAUAAUUUCGGAGAUUCGGAUAAAGACUUAUUUAUUUUAACUCCUCAGCAAAACCAGAUUGAUGACUGGCUCAAGAUUAUUAGUUAUGUGUAUGGGGGAACUGACACACUGAUCAUUCUCGGUGAUUGUGCUGCUUCGAGGGAUGUGAAGCAGAGGACGAAUGAAAUCGUGAAUUUGGCAUUCAGCGCAAGUCAUAAGGAAAUCAGCGUUUGGGUCCUCACACAACGGAUGACAAGCAUCGCAAAACCAUUCAGAGAGAACACUGCUACAUUAUUUCUCUUCUACACAACAUUUUCCAAGGAUAUGAAGAUCAUUUUAAGGAUAACGCGGGUGAGUUGAUGAAAGAUGGGCAGAAGAAAUUAAUAUCAAAGCUCAAGAAUGAGAAGUAUUGAGUAUCAAGCGAAGGAGAUGAUUUGUGUAUCUCUCACUAGGAUCAAGUCAAGAAGCUUUCUGAACAAGAUGUUGAGAUGUACUUCAAGAGAUAUGGAGCUUCGUUGUCUUUAAAGACUUUCAUGGAAUGGUUGAUACAUUUCUUCAGCUCCUAUGUAAAGUAUUAG
This is a messenger RNA of Pocillopora meandrina, 677 nucleotides long. The record is from the annotation of a GenBank genome assembly. Lineage: Eukaryota; Metazoa; Cnidaria; Anthozoa; Scleractinia; Pocilloporidae.